GAUUGAAAGGACUACGCUACUGCCAAGAGAGAGGGAAAUCGACCACACACAUAGGCUGCGUUCAAAGGAGGGCGAGCCACGCAAACUCGUUCCGGCGCGUACGGAGCGGAGCUCCAUCACCAAUCGCGCGCCAUGGCUGCCGCUGGUGACGCCGGCCGACGACAAGGGAGGACGACCACGGCCAUCGUGGUGCCAGCGGUGCCGCUGAGUUCCGGCAAGCCGAUGCCGCGGGUGGGCUUCGGCACGGCGACGCCAACGUUGGGCCAGACCGAGGGCGACGCCGCCGCCGUGACGGAUGCCGUCGUCCGCGCCAUCGGCGCCGGGUUCCGCCACUUCGACACCGCCGCGGUGUACAACGCCGAGGCCGCGGUCGGCGACGCGGUGGCCCAGGCCGUGCGCGCGGGCACGAUCGCCUCCCGGGACGAGGUCUACGUCACCUCCAAGCUCUGGAUCGCCGACGCGCACCCCGGCCGCAUCUUGCCGGCGCUCGAGAAGACACUACAGAAUCUGCGGAUGGAGUACGUGGACCUGUACCUGGUUCACCACCCGGUGAGCCUGCGGCCGUCGGAGGUUGAAGGAGGCCCGGUGCUGGUGAAGAAGGACCUGGUGGCGAUGGACAUGAAGGGGGUGUGGGAGGAGAUGGAGGAGUGUCACCGGCGAGGGCUGGCCAGGGCCAUCGGCGUCAGCAACUUCGCCUGCAAGAAGCUCGAGCACCUGCUCUCCUUCGCGAAGAUCCCGCCGGCUGCUAACCAGGUGGAGGUGAACCCGUGCUGCCGGCAGAACAAGCUGAGGGAGUUCUGCAGGGCCAGAGGCAUCCAGCUAUGCGGCUACGCUGCAUUGGGCGCGAACGGCACGCCAUGGGCCAACAAUUCUGUCAUGAAGUCCCCUGUUCUGAAGCAGAUCGCCCAGGACAGGGGCAAAACCGUCGCCCAGGUGUGCAUUAGGUGGGUUUACGAGCAGGGCGACUGCGUGAUCACCAAGAGCUUCAAGGAGAGUAGGAUGCGAGAGAACCUCGACAUCUUCGACUGGGAGCUCACAGAGGACGACCACCGGAAGAUUAGUGAGCUCCCAGAGUCUAGGGGCAACUACAAUUUCUUGGUCCAUGAAUCCGGGCCAUUCAAAACAGUGGAGGACUUGUGGGACGGUGAGAUCACUGCCGGCCAAUGUAACCAAACGGCGCUUGUUUCGUCUGACUGAUGAAUAUGAUGUUCUAAUGGAUUCUGUCCGUACAUAUAUGCAACCAAUAUAUUAUAUGUUGUGGUAGUGUUUUGUGUGUCUCUCGGUUAUGGAGGCACGAAAUCUUUUUAUAUUUUAUA
Molecule: messenger RNA, 1316 nt
Organism: Setaria italica (foxtail millet)
Lineage: Eukaryota; Viridiplantae; Streptophyta; Magnoliopsida; Poales; Poaceae
Product: probable NAD(P)H-dependent oxidoreductase 1
Exons: 3
Coding region: 133-1197 (354 amino acids)
Cellular component (GO): cytosol
Molecular function (GO): aldose reductase (NADPH) activity
Source: RefSeq, a predicted model, not a curated record